AUGACACAACCAAUGGUUGAGCCUACAGAAGCAAUUAGACCAGUGGUCGAUGAAGAAGACGAAGAAGGCAUGUAUGGGCCUAUGCCUGUUGCUAAGCUGGAGGGCAAUGGUAUCACGGGUGGAGAUAUCAAGAAGCUGAUGGAGUUUGGACUCAAUACUGUUGAGGCAAUUGCGUAUACACCAAAGAGAGCUCUUCUAACAAUCAAGGGAAUAUCAGAGGCGAAAGCUGACAAGCUUCUGUUGGAAGCCACCAAGUUUGUUCCAAUGGGCUUCACCACUGCGUCUGAGUUCCACCAUAGAAGAAGCGAGCUGAUUUGUCUCACUACUGGUUCUAAGCAAUUGGACACGCUUUUGGGUGGAGGUAUUGAGACUGGGUCAAUUACGGAGGUUUUUGGAGAGUUCAGAACCGGAAAGUCUCAGCUGUGCCACACUCUGGCAGUCACUUGCCAGUUGCCCAUCGAUAUGGGUGGAGGAGAAGGUAAGUGUCUUUACAUCGAUACAGAGGGUACUUUCAGACCUACCAGAUUGAUAUCUGUAGCCAAAAGGUACGGUCUCGACGAAAGAGAUACCCUCGAUAACGUGGCCUAUGCCAGAGCCUACAACGCAGACCACCAGUUGCAGCUUCUGAACCAAGCUGCCUCCAUGAUGGCGGAAUCACGAUUCAGUCUGUUGAUUGUGGACUCCAUAAUGGCACUCUACAGAACAGAUUUCAGUGGAAGAGGUGAACUUUCAGCCAGACAGAUGCACGUUGCGAAGUUCAUGAGAACCCUGCAACGUCUGGCAGAUGAGUUUGGAAUUGCUGUUCUCAUAACGAACCAAGUUGUGGCACAAGUUGAUGCCGGUGCCAUCUUCAAUCCCGACCCCAAGAAGCCAAUUGGCGGUAACAUUAUUGCCCACUCCUCUACAACCAGACUAAGUUUCAAGAAGGGCAAGGGCGAACAGAGAAUAUGCAAAAUCUACGAUUCUCCAUGCUUGCCCGAGAGCGAAUGUGUGUUCGCAAUCUAUGAGGAUGGUCUGGGUGAUCCAAAGGAUGACGAGUAA
Messenger RNA from Kuraishia capsulata CBS 1993, 1041 nucleotides. RefSeq lists its product as uncharacterized. Gene Ontology annotation, biological process: reciprocal meiotic recombination; DNA recombinase assembly; mitotic recombination. Gene Ontology annotation, cellular component: condensed nuclear chromosome. The coding region runs from base 1 to 1041 and encodes 346 amino acids. Gene Ontology annotation, molecular function: single-stranded DNA binding; DNA strand exchange activity; ATP binding. The transcript has a single exon. The record is from RefSeq and is a predicted model, not a curated record. NCBI's taxonomy places the organism in Eukaryota, Fungi, Ascomycota, Pichiomycetes, Pichiales, Pichiaceae.